Molecule: messenger RNA, 2984 nt
Organism: Gadus macrocephalus (Pacific cod)
Lineage: Eukaryota; Metazoa; Chordata; Actinopteri; Gadiformes; Gadidae
Product: protocadherin beta-16-like
Exons: 1
Coding region: 130-2511 (793 amino acids)
Biological process (GO): homophilic cell-cell adhesion
Cellular component (GO): plasma membrane
Molecular function (GO): calcium ion binding
Source: RefSeq, a predicted model, not a curated record
UCGAGGCUCUUUUACAAAACUUGACUCCGAAGCAACAUUGAAAUAGUGUUCUGUUUUGGUGGUCUGCCUAAACUCUAUAUAGGCCUAUUCAGAUUUUUUUGUAUUCAUUUGUGACGGGAUUUCUCAACAAUGCGGAACAACGUAUAUUUCACGUUUAUAUCGAUGUUAUGGAGUUGCGGUCUGAUUCUUCCGACAUUGCAUUCUGCUACGGGUGAAUUGAGCUAUUCUUUUCCCGAGGAAAUGAAAAAGGGAUCUGUUAUUGGUAAUAUUGCUCAAGGCCUCGGCCUGGAUAGAGGCAGAUUGGCUGCUCGAAAGGCACAUUUUGACACUGAGGAGAACAGAAUGCAAUACUUUGACAUUAACGUGAACAAUGGGGAUUUGUCCGUUGCACACAGGAUUGAUAGAGAAUCGCUUUGCGGACAGAAACCUUCAUGCGUUCUGCAAUUGGAACUUGUUUUGGAAAACCCUUUGGAAUUACAACGCAUUAGUCUUCAUGUUCAAGAUAUUAAUGACAACUCCCCGCAAUUUCAAAAGGACGUAAUGAAAAUGGAAAUACAGGAAUCUACAAACAAAGGAACUCGAUUUUCUUUAGACGAAGCGCACGAUGCUGACAUCGGUGAGAAUGCCAUUAAGAGCUACUCUUUACAAAGUAAUGAACAUUUUAUUUUGAAUAUUGACACUCAACCAGUCGGACGAAAGCAUUGCGAGUUAGUGCUUGAAAAGGAAUUAGACCGUGAAACCGAACGAGAGAUGCAUCUGCUUCUGAUAGCGGUGGACGGCGGUUCUCCUCAGAGAUCAGCCACUGUUAGCAUCAACAUCGCUGUGCUGGAUGCAAAUGAUAACGCCCCGGUGUUCAGUCGGGCCGUCUACAAAGCCAUUCUACCAGAGAAUUCUCCUCUUGACACUAUAGUCAUAACGGUGAGUGCUUCUGAUGCCGAUGAAGGAGUUAACGGUGAAGUAAUGUAUGAACUGAAUCACGUCUCAGAAAACAGUAACGUAUUUUCCCUUGACCCAAAAUCUGGUGAAGUGCGAGUCGUUUCACCAAUCGACUAUGAGCAAGAGUCCAACUAUGAAAUUCGAAUCAGUGCAAAAGAUGGCUUUGGCCUAGCUUCAUUCUGCACGUUGAUCAUUGACAUAGCGGAUGUGAAUGACAACCCCCCUGUCGUCGCUCUAAAAUCCCUGGUCAAUCCCAUACAAGAGAAUGUCCUCCCUGGUACGGAGAUAGGCAUUAUUACGGUUCAGGAUAGAGACUCUGAUAUUAAUCGACAGGUGAAACUUUCCAUUCAGCCACACGCUCCUUUUAAGCUUGUUCCUUCCAUCAAAAACUACUAUUCAAUAGUGACUUCCGGCGAACUGGAUCGGGAAACGACGGCCGACUAUGACAUCACAAUCACGGCAACAGACGAGGGGUCUCCGCCUCUGUCUUCUUCAAAAGCAAUCCAACUGUCCAUCGCUGACGUCAACGACAACCCGCCUACGUUUGAGGAAAAGUCCUACAGCGUGUAUGUGGCGGAAAAUAACCAACAGGGUUCCACUUUGUGCUCGGUCACAGCCAGAGAUCCAGACUGGGGACAAAACGGCAAGGUCAUCUAUUCCCUCUUACCAAGUGAGGUGAAUGGUUACCAGGUGUCUUCCUUUCUAUCCCUCAAUGGAAACACAGGGAGAAUUCACACCGUUAGGUCAUUCGACUACGAACAGUUUAGGAGCUUUAAAGUCUAUGUAAUGGCACGAGACAACGGAUCUCCUCCGCUCAGCAGCAACGUGACUUUGAGUGUCUUCAUAACGGACGUAAAUGACAACACUCCUCAGAUACUUUACCCCGCCCCAGAGGGAAACUCCUUCAUGAAUGAACUGGUACCCAAAUCAACACACGCAGGUGCCUUGGUCUCCAAGGUGCUAGCAGUUGAUGGGGACUCUGGACAGAAUGCCUGGCUGUCCUAUCAGAUCAUUAAGUCCACUGAUCCGGGACUUUUCAAAAUCGAUCUGCACAGUGGGGCGAUCAGGACCCAGCGAGACAUUUCUGAUUCUGAUAGUACGAAACAGAACAUUGUGAUCAUGGUAAAAGAUAACGGACAGCCCUCCCUCUCGACCACCUGUUCCGUGUCCUUACUGAUUUCAGACAACAUGGCCGAUGUCCCAGAGCUGAAAAACAUGCAGUCCUACGAUGGCAAAAGCUCCAAACUGACUUCUUAUCUCAUUAUCGCUUUGGUGUCGGUGUCCACCUUCUUCAUCACCUUCAUCGUCAUCGUCCUUGGCGUGAGGUUUUGCCGCCGACGAAAACCAAGGCCGCUUUUUGACGGAGCACUGGCCUUACCCAGCGCCUACUUCCCCCCUAACUACGCUGAGGUGGACGCCAGCGGGACGCUACGUAGCACCCACAACUACGACACCUACCUGACCACGGGGUCGAGAACCAGUGACUUUAGGUUUGCGAGUUCUUAUACUGACAACACGCUACCGGCUGGCCCGACCCUGGUCAUGACUCCGGAGGAUUUAGCGGAUGUUUUUUGAGAGUCUGAGUUAAAACCAUACUUACCCUGGGGUUUAGCGCUGAGCAUUAUGCAAGGAGAUGUUAAGGCCUUCUGUGUGUGUCAAUGCCUUGUAUUGUUGUACAUAACGGCCUUGUUCAUAUGCAGUGUAGGCCUACGCGCUAUGGGAUCUUGAUACCCCAGAUGUGAUACAAAGAUGUUGAUUGUAAAAGCAGAUUCAUCCAAUCAUAUAAUAUUCAUGAUACAUUUUUUUGUAAUUAAUAUCAGUUAUUUGAGUAUAUUUUAGGGCUAUUGUAUUGAUAAUUUUAGAGGUAUUUCUAUUGUUUUUAUUUUUUAUUUUUUAUUUGUUUUAUUAUGAUCACACAGUUUCAAGUUUCAACAAGUAUUACUAAAUUGUGUUAGCGUGUUCUCGUUAACUCUGAACCAUAAUUGUGUUAAAGUACAAUGAAAGCAUGUGGACUGUAGUUGUUAAUCUUUCUCAGCUCAUCAUUUCUC